Onychomys torridus (southern grasshopper mouse) is the source of this 2764-nucleotide messenger RNA. It is a transcript of the gene Slc22a6, whose product is annotated as solute carrier family 22 member 6. Bases 275 to 1918 code for a protein of 547 amino acids. The record is from RefSeq and is a predicted model, not a curated record. The transcript has 10 exons. Lineage: Eukaryota; Metazoa; Chordata; Mammalia; Rodentia; Cricetidae. Gene Ontology annotation, biological process: transmembrane transport. Gene Ontology annotation, cellular component: membrane.
AGCAGACCCUGAAAGCUGAGCUGUCCAGACCCCCGAAGUGAAGAAAAGAGGCGAGGGCAAGGGAGGGCCAGAACCAGGGGAGAGAGAAAGGAGGGGCGGUCCACCAGCUCGCUGUCCCGCCACAGAGCCGGCUCAUUUCCAGCUCCAGGAGCCAGCCACUCAGCUGCAAAGGCAGCAACAGCCCCACUCCUCAGGCAAAGGGCAGCAGGCAGGCAGACAGAGGUCCUAGAACUGGAGGUCUUCAGUCUCUGACUACUCGGCCUGGCCCAGCCCCAUGGCCUUCAAUGACCUCCUGAAGCAGGUGGGGGGCGUCGGACGCUUCCAGCUGAUCCAGGUCACCCUGGUGGUUGUUCCCCUGCUGCUGAUGGCUUCCCACAACACCUUGCAGAACUUCACUGCUGCCAUCCCCACUCACCACUGCCGCCCACCUGCCAAUGCCAACCUCAGCAAAGAUGGAGGUCUAGAGGCCUGGCUGCCCCUGGACAAGCAGGGACAACCCGAGUCUUGCCUCCGUUUUACUUCCCCACAGCGGGUACCACCCUUUCACAAUGGCACAGAGGCCAAUGGCACCGGAGUCACAGAGUCCUGCAUUGAUGGCUGGGUCUAUGACAACAGCACCUUCCCUUCAACCAUCGUAACUGAGUGGAACCUUGUGUGCUCUCACCGGGCCUUCCGCCAGCUGGCCCAGUCCCUGUACAUGGUGGGAGUGCUGCUGGGAGCCAUGAUGUUUGGCUACCUGGCAGACAGGCUGGGCCGUCGGAAGGUACUGAUCUUGAACUACCUGCAGACAGCCGUGUCAGGAACCUGUGCAGCCUAUGCACCCAACUACACCGUCUACUGCAUUUUCCGGCUCCUCUCGGGCAUGUCUUUGGCUAGCAUUGCAAUCAACUGCAUGACACUAAAUGUGGAAUGGAUGCCCAUCCACACCCGCGCCUAUGUGGGCACCUUGAUUGGCUAUGUCUACAGCCUGGGCCAGUUCAUCCUGGCUGGUGUCGCCUAUGCUGUGCCCCACUGGCGCCACCUGCAGCUUCUGGUCUCUGUGCCUUAUUUUGCUGCCUUCAUCUACUCCUGGUUCUUCAUUGAGUCAGCCCGCUGGUACUCCUCCUCAGGAAGGCUGGACCUCACCCUCCAAGCCCUGCAGAGAGUGGCCCGGAUCAAUGGGAAACAGGAAGAAGGGGCUAAGCUGAGUAUAGAGGUGCUCCAGACCAGCCUGCAGAAGGAACUGAUGCUAGGCAAAGGCCAGGCCUCAGCCAUGGAGCUGCUGCGCUGUCCCACCCUUCGUCACCUCUUCCUCUGCCUCUCCAUGCUGUGGUUUGCCACUAGCUUUGCCUACUACGGGCUGGUCAUGGACCUGCAAGGCUUUGGGGUCAGCAUGUACCUUAUCCAGGUGAUCUUCGGUGCUGUGGACCUGCCUGCCAAGUUCGUAUGCUUCCUUGUCAUCAAUUCCCUGGGCCGCCGGCCUGCACAGUUGGCCUCCCUGCUUCUGGCAGGCAUUUGCAUCCUGGUGAAUGGGGUAAUACCAAAGGACCAGACGAUCAUACGCACCUCCCUGGCUGUGCUAGGAAAGGGCUGCCUGGCUGCCUCUUUCAACUGCAUCUUCCUGUACACUGGAGAGCUGUACCCCACAGUGAUCCGGCAGACAGGCCUGGGCAUGGGCAGCACCAUGGCCCGGGUGGGCAGCAUUGUGAGCCCGCUGGUGAGCAUGACUGCCGAGUUCUACCCCUCCAUGCCUCUCUUCAUCUUUGGCGCUGUCCCUGUGGCCGCCAGUGCUGUCACUACCCUCCUGCCAGAGACCUUGGGCCAGCCACUGCCAGAUACAGUGCAGGACCUGAAGAGCAGGCGUAGAGGAAAACAGAGGGAACUGCAGAAGCAGAUGAUGCCACUCCAGGCCUCCACACAAGAGAAGAAUGGACUCUGAGGACAGAAGGGGCCUCACACAGCACUAAAGGGAGUGGGCUUCUACAGGUCCUGCCACCUACAUGAGGUGGGGGCAUGAGUGGAGAGACCAGACCAUCCAAGUGUGGAGGCUGCUGUUCAGAGAAAUGCCUCCCCAAGGGUCACUUCAGUAGACCCCACCAGGAACAAUAAUUAAAAGGUCUGACUGUGUGCAACUUCUUAAAUGGAAUGUGCUCUUCAUCAGCAGUAUUCCAGCUCAGUGUUCACACGGUCUGUCCCUCCCCCAGCUCCAUUGCCCUCCACCUCCAGGACUUUACAAAGAAUCCCAGAUAAUUAAAAGACUCUCUUCUCCCACCUUGGUCCCUUCUUCUACGCCUCCACCUCUCUGAUCCUAACAUUUCUGUUUUAGCUAAAUGCCUUAUGCCCCCUUCCCUUCCCAGAAAUCAGAACUCGAUGAGAAACUGAAAUGAAAGCAGCCAAUCAGAGGCUCUGGUUUGGGUUCUUCUCCCUCUGUAAGAGCAGAUAGAAACUUCUAGCUGUAAAAGAGAACGAUGAUCAUAGAUGAUGUCAGGAUGCUGCCCUCUGUAGUUCAGGCUACUAGCCAACCUGGUUCAUUCUGUGUUUGCUGAGUCUUCAAUCUGCUUGUUUCCCGUGGUCCAGGGACAGUGCUGGAGAGUAAGGACAAGGGCUGGACCGUAUUGAACAGCCAGGGAUAGCCAACACUGAGUGCUAAUUACGUGCCAGGCAACAUCUUAAGCAGUUUGAAUAUAUUAACUCAGUUUCUCCUCCGUCACUCUAUGGAGGUAGAUAUUGUUUAAGAAUAAUUUGGUUUGGUUUCAUUUUUUGGUUAUUUUGUCAACUUGACACA